Molecule: messenger RNA, 2580 nt
Organism: Penicillium odoratum
Lineage: Eukaryota; Fungi; Ascomycota; Eurotiomycetes; Eurotiales; Aspergillaceae
Product: Nitrogen regulatory protein nrfA
Exons: 2
Coding region: 1-2580 (859 amino acids)
Biological process (GO): positive regulation of transcription by RNA polymerase II; negative regulation of transcription by RNA polymerase II; nitrate assimilation
Cellular component (GO): nucleus
Molecular function (GO): zinc ion binding; DNA-binding transcription factor activity, RNA polymerase II-specific; RNA polymerase II cis-regulatory region sequence-specific DNA binding
Source: RefSeq, a predicted model, not a curated record
AUGGAGGGAAUGCAUGGAAGUCAUGGAGGCCGACCGCUUCAAUCCUCCGCUUUCCAGGACAUGGACUCCCAUAUGAUGUCGGAUGACUUCUCCUUUGGUUCCCCCUUCAGUCCUACAGGUUCCACUGCUCAAGAUGGCAUGCUCAAUGACCCCAUCUUUCCUGAGUGGAGGAGUGGUGCCCCGCGCGGUGGCGAUAACCCCGACGAAUUGCAGCGGCAGGACCCCUUGGCCGCUCAGAUCUGGCGGCUUUACACCAAAACUAAAGCCAACUUGCCUAACCAGGAACGUAUGGAGAACUUGACCUGGCGGAUGAUGGCUAUGAGUUUGAAACGCAAGGAACGAGAACAGCUUCGGUCGUCGCAAGCCAAUCAACAUAUUACUAGUCCUACCCCGAGCGGGAUCGCGCAGUUGCAUUUGUCCGACCAGGCGUCGACAGAUAACUCGAACUCCAGCAUGAACCCCGAGUCCACCCCGGAUGCUAUGAACUUGGAUGACUUUAUCGUCCCCUUUGACUCCCCCGUCGAGUACUCGUCCCACUCCGCCGUUGACCGUCAGUUUACUGCGACACCGACCGCCUCUAUUCCGAUCAAAUCGCGCAAGGACCAGCCAGCCGAUCCGUCCGUUGCUGCGUCAUUCCCACACCCUGCCCAGGAGCAGCGCAAGAACAGCGAGUUCGGUUACGUCGCCCGUCGGGUUCGCAAGACCAGCGUCGAUGAGCGCCAAUUUUUCACUGGACUUGCAGUGCCCACGCGCAAACGCCCGGCCGAUGCAUCGCCCCAGGUGCCUCCCGUAUCAAACGCGAUGCUAGCGCAACAUUCUGAAUUGUCGGCUGCUGCUCUGCCAGAUUACUCCCUUGAUCACCACUCCCCAGCCGGUUUUUCCAUGCCGACCAAUGGGAUGGGUCCUCGGCGUCACCAUCACCAGCACACCGCGUCGGCUGGCCUGCCGUAUGGUCUAGACACCUUUAACGUGGGCGACGAGAGCGCGAUCAGCUCGGCAGGUCCUUACCAGCAGCACUUCACAUUCUCCCCCUCCGAUUCUCCUAUGACGGCUGGCAAUCCUUUCUCCAACUUGUACGCUCAGACCCCGCUUGCGUCGUCUCUUAACUCUACCGAGUUCUUCUCUCCCCCUCCGUCUGGGUAUCAGUCGGCUGUGUCAACGCCUCAGCCGAUCUAUGAGGGCGAGCAGUCAAUUUUCUUCUCCGAUGCGCCAUCGGCCGAUUCCCACAACCAGCGCCGCAUUCCAACAUAUCUGCAGCAGCAACGAUCCUCCAACUUGUCUGCAUCGCUGCAGCCUCGCCAGAUGUAUAACAGUAACAACGGGGAUUAUCAGUCCCCUGUUACUGGUCCGCCCACAACCAUGGGUUUCUCUGUCCCACAGCAGCACGUGGAUCCUACGCAGGUGUUAGGCCACGAGUAUUCCUCAACCGCACCCAACUCCAGCAUGUUUACAUUUGGUGGAGAUUCCGAUAAUGAGGACGAUGAUGGCCAGUCAUAUGAGCGAGGAGGCAUUGCAAUGCCCCAUGACUUUUCAUCCAUGGAUGAAACUGGCGACAUGAACGCGGGUCUGGCGUGGGACGCAGGCUUCCCAGGCUCUGUUCAAUCACUGCCUGGGUUCAAUGGCCAACAUCGCAAACACGUCACCAUUGGCUCAACCGACAUGAUGGACGGUCCAUCUGAAUGGCACCACGCGAGCCUCGGCCGUGGACAUGGCUCUGCAGCCUCCAUCAGUGAGGUUCGUAACCGGGAGCAAGAUCAUCGUCGUCAUCAAAAAAUUCCCCGCACGGCUUCGACUCCCAACGCUCCUGGUCUGCUGCGUCAGAGCAUGAACGGUACCGCCAGCGGUCCGCCGACGAACCACCCAUCACCUAAUACCCCUCCCGAAUCUGGUCUUAGCAGCGCUGUUCCCUCUCGACCGGCCAGUCCCGGUGGGUCUAAGAACGGUGACCCGAAUGCGGGGCCGACCACCUGUACAAACUGUUUCACUCAGACCACUCCACUGUGGCGUCGUAACCCCGAGGGCCAGCCCUUGUGCAAUGCUUGCGGUUUGUUCCUGAAACUCCAUGGCGUGGUUCGACCCUUGUCGCUCAAGACCGAUAUUAUCAAAAAGCGAAACCGCAGCAGUGCUAACAGCCUGGCUGUUGGUACCUCUCGCUCUUCCAAGAAGUCCUCUCGGAAGAACUCCAUUGUACACGCCCCGACUAGUGCUGUCGCCUCCCGCGCGCCGAGCAACAAUGCUUCUGAGUCACCGCCUGCUCUCCUGGGAUCCAGCCUCUCCAGCAAAUCCGGUGUGAUCCCUAUCGCCGCUGCACCGCCCAAGCCCGGUCCCCCAGCCGGAGUUUCUCAAGCUCGUGCCGGUGUGCAGGUAGCCCCCAGGCGGCAGCGUCGCCUAGAGAAGGCACCCACCGGAUCCGAGCCAGAUACGGAUGACAGCCCCAAGGCUACCGCGCCUGCUUCUCGAUCCAAGGUGGUGCCAUUAGCCCCGGCCAUGCACCCUGCAGCUGCCAACCCCGCCAACCACAGUAUCGCCGGUGGCCAAGGCGCAAGCCAGGAAUGGGAGUGGCUGACAAUGAGUCUUUAA